Molecule: messenger RNA, 1089 nt
Organism: Pocillopora damicornis (cauliflower coral)
Lineage: Eukaryota; Metazoa; Cnidaria; Anthozoa; Scleractinia; Pocilloporidae
Product: centrosomal protein of 112 kDa
Source: RefSeq, a predicted model, not a curated record
GACUUUAUUUACACCAGUUAUGUGUUAUUGCUUUUAGUUCCGUCUGCAGGAUGCCGAUGGGCACAAUUUGUUGUCUCGUCGGUAGACUACGAGCAGUACCUCCUUUGCGGCGAAGUCCGUAGGGCGAGUCAAAAAAAAUCAGUGGCAAAAAAAUUGAUGUUAGCGCGCUGCGCGAAACCCUGGGAGCGAUAGAACAUCUGUAGACUAUUCUUCGGGCGAAAAUUGUAAUUUAAACAUUAUGCAGUCAAAUUUGUCCGUGCGUUACGUAUUUGUGGCACAAUCAAUAUUUGACCGAGUGUUACUAAAAUUAUACGACAUCCUUGUGAAAGAAAUUUCGUUUUGUCCCAGAUUGCAGAGAUAAACAUUCGUCAUGAACAAGAGAAGGCACAGACUUUAAGAGCGCACCAGAUAGAGAGGGACUCGUCAUUAAAAGAACAAGAACAGGAAAAGGAAAUACAGUUGGAGAAACUUCGUCAAAGAAUGCUUGAACAUGAAAAUCAAACGAGAAACAGAGCAAACAAGGACGCCAAGACUAUCGCUGAGUUGGAGCAACAAGUACGAGAAUUGCGAGAGGAGCUUAUUCAAGCGAAUUCAACGCAUAAAACUCAGUUGAUGGAGCUGAGCCUGUUGAGAGAAGAGGAGAAACAAACGUUCAAGAGACAGGAUGAAAACUCGCAAAUGAAAUUCAAGAGUCAGCUUGAGCAACAGAGAUUACAGUUACAGCGCGAACAUAGCAGCGAAAUGGAACAGAUUCUAGAUAAAACGAACAACAGGAUAAAACAAAUGGAGGAAGAGUAUACAACACGAUCUUCAAAGGGACAUCAGGUUGUAGAAACACUUGAAGAAGAAAUAAAGAAAUUAAAAGAAGAGAACAACCGCACAAGAACAAACUUGGAAAAGAAGCUUGCUCAGACAACGGCAAAAUACGAAGAAGAGAAAGCGUCGGCGAAAAAGCAUCAUUCUUCAAUUGCUAAGUCUUUACAGCAAGACGUAGAAACACAAAAAACAAUGGUUCGACAUUUAGAGAAACGAAUUCAACAAGUGGAGCUUGACUCGCAAGAAAAAGUAAGUUGAAUUUGCACUUUGUAU